AUGACAAUGCUGCGCCAGGUGUCUCGGACUCGCGCGGCCGCGCGCUCUGCGGCGCAGACCCGGCGCGCGUUCAGCGUGCCUCCCAAGGCCCCGGUGGCGCCCAAGACGGCGCCGCCCGCCGCCAGCGCGAAGCCUCCGAGCAGCGGCAAGCCCGCGCCUCCGUCGUCUUCGUCGUCGUCCUCCUCGUCGUCGACGGCCAAGUCGGCGCCUGCCUCCGCCGCGGCGGACUCGAGCACGGGCUCGUCGCUGCCCAAGCUGCUGCUGCUGGGGCUGCUGUCCACGCCCGCGGCCACGGCCGUGUACGUGAAGCAGAACCCGCAGUGGAACCCGGCGGCGCUCAAGGACGACGCGCGCUGGAUCAAGUUCCGCGAGCUGGUGCUGGGCGCGGAGGCGGCGGCGCCUGCGCUUGCCAAGGCCCCCGCGGCCGUGGAGAAGCGCUCGCCCGAGGACUUCAGCGCGGCCAUCAGCAAGGCCCAGCAGAAGGUGAAGAAGGAGGAGGAGAAGGCCAAGAAGAAGGCCGAGAAGGAGGAGAAGAAGGUCCAGAAGAAGGAAGAAAAGAAGGAGGAGAAGAAGAAGGAGGAGAAGAAGGCCGAGAAGAAGCUGGAGAAGGCAGAGAAGAAGGCCGAAAAGCUGGAGAAGAAGGCCGAGAAGGCCGAGAAGAAGGUCGCCAAGCUCAAGAAGGAGGCGGAGGCCAAGGUGGAGGCCAAGGAGACCAAGAGCGUGGCCAAGGAGGUCAAGAGCGUGGCCAAGACGGUGGAGGACAAGGUGCACAAGGUGGAGGACAAGGUGCACAAGGUGGAGGACAAGGUGAAGAAGGAGGUCAAGGCCGUCGCUGCCGCCGCAGCUAGCGCGGCCACUGCCGUCGAGAAGAAGGUGGACGCCGCUGCGGCCAAGGCGCGCGAGGAGAUCUCCAAGCUGGCGGGCGAGGCCAGCCCCGAAAGCCUCGGCCGGCAGAUGGACAAGCAGAUCCAGGCCACGACGAACGACCUGCUGAGCUCGCUGAAGGCGGAGUCGGAGGCAGCGGCCGCCGAGAUGGACAAGCAGUACCUGCAGGGCCUCAACGAGCUCGACACGAACGCGCUGGCGAUCCGCGUUGCGCAGCUGGCGACGGAGAUGAAGCACCGGUCCAAGUGGGAGGCUGUGCGCCUGCUGGAGUCGCUCCGCCACAUGGAGGAGGAUGCCCAGAAGAAGAGCGCCGAGGUGCUGCGCCGCCAGGACGAGCUGCACAAGGAGCUGCUUGCCCGUGAGCUGCGUCUGCAGCAGGAGCUCCUCUCUCGCCAGUCGCGCGAAGAGAUGGACGCGCUUAAGAAGCAGUACACCGAUGAUCUCGCGCGCAACGUGAGCCAGCAGCGCGCCUCCAUGCUGUCGGAGGUGCAGCGCACGUUCGCCCGCGAGAGCAAGGCGAUCCAGGAGCGCUAUGCCAAGCAGCUCCAGGACGCCACGGAGAAGAUGGAGAAGACUCUGGCCGAGGAGCGUGAGCAGCGCGUGCGUGAGCUGAAGAACUACCGCGCCGAGCUGCGCGCUCUUGGCGCGGUGCUGGACAGCUCCUCGACGUACGAGGCCUUCAGCCACCGCGUCCACAAGGCUUCCAUGGCGGCGCUGGCUCUGUCGGACCGCGUUGAGGCCGCGGCUCCGCUGCGCAGCGAGAUCCGCGCUCUGCGCGAGGCGGCGAGAAACGACCCGUUCAUCGAGGCGGCCGUCAAGUCGCUGCCGCAGGACGUCAUUGAGCAGGGUGCGCCGUCCGUGGGUCAGCUCCAGGAGCGCUUCAAGGUCGUCAAAUCUGUCGGCCACCGCGCGGCUCUGGUGCCGGAGAACAGCGGCAUCAUCGGCCAGGCGUUCGGCACGGCGCUGUCGCUGCUGAUGAUCCCGCCUGGAGGACCCGUGGAGGGCACGGACACGGACGCCGUGCUGUCCCGCGCCGAGUUCGCUCUGAAGGCUGGCGACAUUGAGAAGGCCAUCGUGGAAAUGAAGGGCCUGUCGGGCAUCCCUGCGCAGGUGUCGCAGGACUGGAUCGCGGCGGCCGAGUCGCGGUUGGAGGUGGAGCAGACGGCCAAGGUGGUCAAGGCGCACGUGGCGCUUCUGGCAGCAAGCUGCUCCUAAGCGCCGAGAAUUGGAGCGCAGCAGAGCUUGGAACCGACGACUGGAUGGUUGGUACCCUUGCGUGUUUGAUAAAGCGGAGAAGGCUACGAGUAAAGAGCAACUAAUGACAAGCGAACCCAUCGACUACUGGUGGAGUUCACAGCAUUGUGGGGUU
This is a messenger RNA of Phytophthora sojae, 2254 nucleotides long. RefSeq lists its product as hypothetical. Gene Ontology annotation, cellular component: MICOS complex. The transcript has 3 exons. The record is from RefSeq and is a predicted model, not a curated record. The coding region runs from base 1 to 2100 and encodes 699 amino acids. Lineage: Eukaryota; Oomycota; Peronosporomycetes; Peronosporales; Peronosporaceae. Gene Ontology annotation, biological process: cristae formation.